GCCGCGCGCCUGUUAACGCUCCGCCGAGGCUCGUCCCCCGCUGUCGCUCCCCGGUCUUCCAGUGUGGAUUUACAUUCCCUGAUUUCCGUGGGACUGGGAAGCGAAAGAGGAGGGAGGCGAGUCUUCCAGGAACCGGGAGGAAAACGGCGUUAAUUCGACAAAAUGUACAACUUUUAGCCACCUUUUCGCGCCUCCUUAUUGGUCGGAAUAACGCUCGCGCUGCUUUUUUUUUUUUUUUUAGCUCCCAACUGGCUUCUGGACUACUUUUUUAUAGUCUGGAGAAGAAGAAGAAGAAGAACAGGGGGUCCGGGGAGGUCUCUCCUGAGGAGCAGCUUUGAGUGUGAACCCUGGUUGCUGGAGGGCCGUGGCCAUGGCGGGGGGUGGUGGAGCCGGUGGGGGGGUCUCGCCGUUGGGGCCCGCGCCGCCGAUGUGGUAUCACCGGGACCUGAGCCGAGCCGCGGCCGAGGAGCUGCUGGCCCGGGCCGGGAGGGACGGCAGCUUCCUGGUGCGGGACAGCGAGAGCGUCAGCGGGGCUUACGCGCUGUGUGUGCUGUUUCAGAAACACGUCCACACCUACAGAAUCCUCCCGGACGAGGACGGAUUCCUCGCUGUGCAGACGUCUCAGGGCGUGCAGCCGAAGCGUUUCCAGACGUUACCUGAGCUGGUGAGUCUGUACCUGCAGCCCAGUCAGGGCCUGGUGUCCACGCUGCUGUUCCACGUGGACCGUGAGGAGGAGGCGGCCUUCAGCGACGACCGGGACUACUCAGAUGGGGAGGACGAGAAGCCGCCGCUGCCCCCCCGCUCUGCCUCCACCUACACGCCCCCCGGACCGGACGCGCCCCCCGAGAGCGCUCCAGCAGCGAACGGCCUCAGCACCAUCUCCCACGAGUACCUGAAGGGCAGCUACGCUCUGGACCUGGAGGCCGUCAAGCAGGGAGCCGGCUCGCUGCCUCACCUCAACAAGACGCUGGUGGCCUCCUGCAAACGGCUCAACGGGGAGGUGGAUAAGGUUCUGUCGGGUCUGGAGAUCUUGUCUAAAGUCUUUGAUCAGCAGAGUGCCUUCAUGGUUUCCAAGAUGAUCCAACAGUCGGUGAAUCAGGGUGGAGACCAGGAGCUGGAGAACCUUGUGACCAAGCUGGCCAUUCUCAAAGACCUGCUGUCCUCCAUCGAGAAGAAGGCUCUGAAAGCUCUCCAGGACAUGAGUUUGUCAUCGCCGUGCUCCCUUCCUCCGCUCUCCAUGCGGCACAGCAAAGCCAUCCCCGUGCAGGCCUUCGAGGUGAAGCUGGAUGUUUACCUGGCAGAGCUGACGAAGAUAGGGAAGAGUCAGAAGUACACCCUGUCCGUGGACGUGGAGGGGGGGCGGCUGGUGGUGAUGAAGAAGGUGAAGGACAGCCAGGAGGACUGGACGACCUUCACGCACGACAAGAUCCGUCAGCUCAUCAAGUCUCAGCGGGUGCAGAAUAAACUGGGCAUUGUUUUUGAGAAGGAGAAGGAGAAGAACCAGAGGAAAGACUUCAUCUUUGCCAGUGCUAAGAAGCGGGAGGCCUUCUGUCAGCUGCUGCAGCUCAUGAAGAACAAACAUUCCAACCAAGACGAGCCGGACAUGAUCUCCAUCUUCAUCGGCUCCUGGAAUAUGGGCUCGGUGCCCGCCCCCAAGGCCCAGGCCUCGUGGCUGCUGUGCCGCGGCCUCGGCAAGACGCUGGACGAGAUCACGGUGACCAUCCCCCACGACCUCUACGCCUUCGGCAGCCAGGAGAACUCGGUGUGCGACCGCGAGUGGGUGGAGUCGCUGCGCGCCAUGUUGAAGGAGCAGACGGAGCUGGACUACAAACCGAUCGCGGUGCAAACGCUGUGGAACAUAAAGAUUGCGGUGUUGGUGAAACCGGAGCACGAGAACCGGAUCAGCCACGUGGGAAUGUCCAGCGUGAAGACGGGCAUCGCCAACACGCUGGGCAACAAAGGCGCCGUGGGCGUGUCCUUCAUGUUCAACGGGACGUCUUUCGGCUUCGUGAACUGUCACCUGACCUCAGGGAAUGAGAAGAUUGCCAGGAGGAACCAGAACUACCUGGACAUCCUGCGCCUGCUGUCGCUGGGAGACAAGCAGCUGAGCUCCUUCGACAUCUCUCUGCGCUUCACACACCUCUUCUGGCUCGGAGACCUCAACUACCGGCUGGACAUGGACAUCCAGGAGAUUUUGAACUACAUCAACAGGAAGGAGUUCGAGCCUCUGCUGAAGGUGGACCAGCUCAACUUGGAGAGGGAGAAGAACAAAGUGUUCCUCCGCUUCGGGGAGGAAGAGAUCUCCUUCCCUCCCACCUACCGGUACGAGCGUGGCUCCAGGGACACGUACGUGUGGCAGAAGCAGAAAGCCACCGGGAUGAGGACCAACGUCCCGUCGUGGUGCGACCGCAUCCUGUGGAAGUCGUACCCAGAGACUCACAUCGUCUGUAACUCGUACGGCUGUACCGACGAUAUCGUGACCAGUGAUCAUUCCCCCGUGUUCGCGACCUUCGAGGUCGGCGUGACCUCCCAGUUCGUCUCCAAGAAAGGUCUGCCCAAGGCCUCCGAGCAGGCCUACAUCGAGUUCGAGAGCAUCGAGGCCAUCGUGAAGACGGCCAGCAGAACCAAGUUCUUCAUCGAGUUCUACUCCACUUGUCUGGAAGAGUUCAAGAAGAGUUACGAGAAUGACAGUCAGAGCAGCGACAACGUCAACUUCCUGCGCGUGGGCUGGUCCAACAAGCAGCUGACGACGCUCAAGCCGCUGCUCUCCGAGAUCGAGUACCUGCAGGACCAACACCUGCUGCUCACGGUGAAGUCUCUGGACGGAUACGAGUCCUACGGAGAGUGUGUGUUGGCCCUGAAGUCGAUGAUCGGCAGCACGUCGCAGCAGUUCCACACCUACCUGUCCCACCGGGGCGAGGAGACGGGGAACAUCAGGGGCUCCAUGAGGGUCCGGGUCCCCUCAGAGAGGAUGGGGACCCGGGAGCGUCUCUACGAGUGGAUCAGCGUGGAUAAGGAUGAGACAGGGGGACCCAAAGGGAAAUCCAGCGUUGUGUCCAGAUUAGGCCACGAAUACGUGAAGCCCUCUGUGGUUCGUAAGCAGCUUGGUGAUUUGAGUAAAGUGAGCGAGGAGAGAGAGAGAACCAUCAAGGAGGAGACCACCGCAAGGCCUAAGCAGGACCCAAUGGAGGACCCCUCCCCCAUCUGUAAGAACAGCUACAACAACCCCGCCUACUACAUCCUGGAGGGUGUCCCCAACCAAUCAGCAGCCGCCCUGUCGCCAGAGCUCCUCCCCUCUCCCGUCUCCCCGAGCCCCCAGGCGGCCAAAGCCCCGCCCCCCUCGGCCGGCGCUCGGACCAAACCGCCCUACGCCGCGGCCCCGGGGCCCUCGCACCCACGCAGGCCCCUGAUGGGGCAUCCGGUCCGCGCCAUCAGCGAGGAGGGGUCCUCGGAGGAGGACGCAGGCGCGUGCGUGGCGGCCGGAGCGCCGGGGGGCGGCGGCGCCGGAGCGCCGGUGGCGAGCACGCUGAACCGACCUCCUCCCGACUUCCCCCCUCCCCCCCUCCCCAAGGGGGCACUGGAGACGGUGGCAGAAUCCCCCUUCUCCAAGCCCCGCCCCCUUUACCCGGACCUCGCCGAGGCCAGGAUCACCGCCGCCGCCCCGCCGGAGGGUUUCAGGCGAGGAGGAGGAGGAGGAGGAGGAGGAGGAGGAGGUGCGGCGGCGUUGGACGACCAGUCGUGCUCUGUACUCCAGAUGGCGAAGACGAUGAGCGAGAGCGAGUUCUCCGGGCCGGCGGCGCCUCGCGCUCCGUCGGCGCCGCCGCUCAGAGCGCCGCCGCCCGGCGCGGCUCCGGACGCCUGCCGCACGUUUCCCCCCAGGAACGCCAUCACGGAGAGCAUCGCCGAGGACACACCCCCCGAGGAGGCCCUGUGGGGCAGCAGCAGUUCUUCUCUCUCUCUGGGCGAGUCGUCGGUGGGCGAGUGGCUCCAUCGUCUCGGCCUGGAGCGCUACGAGACGGGCCUGCUGCACAACGGCUGGGACGACCUGGAGUUCCUCAGUGACAUCACGGAGGAGGACCUGGAGGAGGCCGGCGUGCUCGACGCCGCUGACAAGCAGAUCCUCCUGGAGAGCCUGAAGCAGCAGAACUAGACCCUCUAAACCUGGUCCAACCAGGUCUGGUACCAGGUGAACUGGACCGGGUCUGGACCGUCACCAGGUGAACUGGACUGAGCCUGUUGAUGCCAGGAUGUGCCUUCGGAGGGGAACUUGCUCUCUCAGAUCCCAGGCGGAGCCGACAGGAAGUGGCCGCGCCCCGUCGUCGUCGCCGUUCAGUCCUCCAGCGUUUUGCUCUUCACGAUGUUUUGGGCGUCUGGUGUUUAGAUGGUGGAACUCGUUGUUGUCCACACCCUCGUAUUUAUGUGUUUUUGUUUUUACGGAUAAAGGGAACACGGAGCAAAGCGUCCCGUUGAAGCUCGGCGUGGACGGACCGGCUUCACUUAACGAUAUUUACAGGUUCACAUUUCAGCUUCUGAGUUUCAGAAAUAAACACUUUGAAACGAGUACAGAAGGCGAUAAAGACAUGAUAUAUAUUAUAUUAUAUAUAUAUUAUGUAUAUAUAUAAUAUAUUAUAUAUAUAUAUAUAAUAUAUAUAUAUUAUGUUUGUAUAUGUAUGUAUAUAAUAUAUUAUAUAUCUAUAUAUAUUAUAUAUAUACAUAAUUUAUAUAUUAUGUAUAUAUAUUAUAUAUAUAUAUACAUAAAAUAUAUAUAUUUAUAUUAUAUAUAUAUAUAUAUAUACACACGAGGUCAACUCUGAAGGUUUCAUCCAGCACAUUUAUCAUUUCACUGUAACAUAGUUUGUGAGGUCAUUUCAUCAAGAAGGUAAAUCUUAUGCUUACACCAAAGCUUUCAUUCAUUUCUAUUUAAAUAGUUUAAAUUCUUCACGGAUCAGUUAACACGGAGAGAUGGAUUAACUGAUCAUGAUGUACAGGAGAUUAUUUACUUUUUUUAUUGUCUCAAUCAUUUAUUUCCCCAUGUGUUUGUGUAGAUUAUAUUCUCUCGGUGUGUGUCCGUCAUAGAGUCACGUGUUGUCCUCGUGGAGUCAGACCAGACGGUUCUGCAGACUGUUUCACGGCGUGUCGUUCCCCGUGUGGCCAGCAGGGGGCGCUGCUGCUCCGCGAACCUCCUCAGCGGGUUUGACGCUGACUGCAAACUGUGCAACCAAGUCCUGGAAGAAGUUUGUUUAUAUAUUAUUAUCCUUGAGCAUUUAAGCUCACCAUGUCUGUUUGUUCUUAAUUUAAAUCCUGCCCGUCGUCGAGAAGACGAAAGGUUAUUUUAUAUUUAGUGAAGACGUCUCAAAGUUUAAAUGGGUUUCAUAAUUGGGACUAAAUGUGUUUGUAGCAUUUCAUUCAUGUCUUUCUCUCCUGACUCAAAAACGUCCUCGAAUUAUGUUCCUCAUGUAGCCUCAGUGUGUGUGUGUGUGUGAGUAAGCGUGUGUGUGCGAGAGAGAGUGUGUGUUUGUGUGUGUGUGAGAGAGAGAGGUGUGUGUAAAAGAGAAAGUGAGUUUUCUCUUGAUGUUCCUCUGUUAAGUUAAUGUCAGACGUCUACGGACAAUGUUGUUGUUGUUGUGUUUUGUUUUUCAAAUUAAAAUCUAAUAUCUUUCCUUA
This is a messenger RNA of Pseudoliparis swirei, 5664 nucleotides long. RefSeq names its product inositol polyphosphate phosphatase-like 1a (gene inppl1a). The transcript is spliced from 27 exons. Gene Ontology annotation, molecular function: protein binding; phosphatase activity. Lineage: Eukaryota; Metazoa; Chordata; Actinopteri; Perciformes; Liparidae. The record is from RefSeq and is a predicted model, not a curated record. Gene Ontology annotation, biological process: phosphatidylinositol dephosphorylation. The coding region runs from base 371 to 4150 and encodes 1259 amino acids.